Molecule: messenger RNA, 588 nt
Organism: Aspergillus fijiensis CBS 313.89
Lineage: Eukaryota; Fungi; Ascomycota; Eurotiomycetes; Eurotiales; Aspergillaceae
Product: Isopentenyldiphosphate isomerase
Exons: 2
Biological process (GO): isoprenoid biosynthetic process; isopentenyl diphosphate biosynthetic process
Cellular component (GO): cytoplasm
Molecular function (GO): isopentenyl-diphosphate delta-isomerase activity
Source: RefSeq, a predicted model, not a curated record
CACAAUUCCUUCACUUUCAAGACACAAUCCCAAGUACCCGCAAUGUCAGCUACUGUGCCCAAGUCCAACCUACCCCAACCCACCUCCGAGAACAUCUUGCACCUAUACCCAGACGUCCAACCGCUGGACGUCUCAGCCAACAAGGCCCUCGCAUCCGCCACGCGCACCGGGGACCCGCCACCAAGCCAAGAUGCAUUGAUGGAGGAAAUCUGCAUCGUUGUCGACGAGGAAGAUAGGGAAAUCGGCAUGGCCAGCAAGAGAGUCUGCCACCAACUCGCCAACAUCGACCGCGGCCUCCUCCAUCGAGCCUUUUCCGUUCUCCUAUUCGACACCCAGAACCGCCUCCUGAUCCACCAGCGCGCCAGCCACAAGAUCACCCUGCCCAACCAGUGGACCAACACGUGCUGCUCCCACCCGCUGGCAGUCGCGACGGAAACCGGCGGCAUCGCGGGAUCCCGGCGCGCGGCGCAGCGCAAGCUCCAGCACGAGCUGGGCGUCACCCCGGACGACGUCGCGCUCGGGUCGUUGCAUUUCGCCACGCGGAUGCACUACCGGUGCCUUGGUGACGCGCGCUGGGGAGAGCAUGAG